Apodemus sylvaticus (European woodmouse) is the source of this 1110-nucleotide messenger RNA. It is a transcript of the gene B3galt9, whose product is annotated as beta-1,3-galactosyltransferase 9. Lineage: Eukaryota; Metazoa; Chordata; Mammalia; Rodentia; Muridae. Bases 1 to 1110 code for a protein of 369 amino acids. The record is from RefSeq and is a predicted model, not a curated record. The transcript has 2 exons. Gene Ontology annotation, cellular component: membrane. Gene Ontology annotation, molecular function: hexosyltransferase activity.
AUGCAGGUGGCGCUCUGCCGACUCCGGACUCACCAGUGGUGCUUCGUUCUCUUUAAUGUCGUACUGUUUCACGCCUUGCUCUUUGGAGCUGACUUUGUAGAAGAGUAUUUCUUACGUUCUUUGCCUCAUGUAGAUAUGAAAAUCCUCGACAUUAAGAACAAGGCAAGAAAAUUGAACCUGGAACCUUUAAGAGGUAAUCCCUCCAAGUAUUAUGUCCUGAGCCAGCCGGAGGUCUGUAACGGGAAGACCAUCUUUCUGCUCUCUCUCAUCUUCAGUAGCCCAGGGAAUGGAACAAGACGGGAGCUCAUCAGGAAAACUUGGGGUAGUGUGUCCAGUGUCCAAGGCUACCCAGUUCUCACGCUGUUUGCUCUGGGAAUGCCAGCGUUGGCAACUACGCAGGAAGAGAUAUAUGCGGAGUCUCAGAAGAAUAAUGAUAUAAUUGAAGGGAUCUUUCUGGACAGUUCUGAAAACCAAACCCUGAAGAUCAUCUCCAUGACUCAGUGGGCUGUGGCCUUCUGUCCCAAUGCCCUGUUCAUUCUCAAAGCUGACGAGAAGAUGUUUAUCAACCUACCAGGCUUGGUAGACUAUCUCCUCAAUCUGAAAGGCCACCUGGAAGGUAUCUAUUUAGGAAGAGUUAUUCAUCAGGAUAUACCUAACAGAGACCCCCAUAGUCAAGAAUUUGUCCCUCUUAGUGAGUACUCGGAAAAAUACUACCCAGACUACUGUAGUGGUGAGGCCUUCGUAGUGUCCCAAGAUGUGGCUCGGAUGGUGUAUGUGGUUUUGAACGAAGCACCUGUUAUGGUGCCUGCCGAUGUAUUUGUGGGGAUCUGUGCUAAGUCCGUGGGUCUUAUACCUAUCCACAGUUCAAGGUUUUCUGGGAAAAGACACAUCACAUAUAACAAAUGCUGCUACAAGUUCAUUUUUACAUCCUCAGAAGCUACAGAUGCUGAAACUUCCCUGGCAUGGAAAGAAAUGAAUGAUGGGAAAGAGUGUUCGCUGUUUGAGACUUAUUAUGGGCUCAUUUCCUGCAAGCUUCUGACAUACCUUGACAGCUUCAAGCAUUUUCACUCGGAGAGCGCAAAAGACCGUGCUGUGUAUUUUGGUGACUAG